AUGUCAAAGAGUGUGUUAAUAACAGGUGCUAACAGUUAUGCUGGAAUUUAUGCUAUCAUUAAGUUUGUUAAUGAAGGUUACCAAGUACGUACUACUAUGAGAGAUUCCUCAAAAUUCGAAGAAACAAGAACUAUGGUAAAAAAGACAGGUGAAUUAACUGAUCAACAAGCCUCGGCGAUUGAAUUCAUGGAAGGUGAUUUGGGAAGUGAAGACGGUUGGGAUAAAGCAGUUGAAGGAAUCGACUAUGUGGUCCAUGUAGCUUAUCCUUUCAUUAACGGUGUUCCUUUAGAAAAACUUUACAAACCAGCAGUUGAAGGAUCCCUUCAUUUGUUGAAUUUGAGUAUUCAAUCACCCACUGUCAAACAUUUUGUUUUCUGUUCAAGUUUUGCUACUGUUGGGUUCAACGACGAAUGGGAGGAUGGACCAGAACAUGUUAUCACUGAAGAAGAUUGGACUAAGUUGGACAGUCCUAUGACUGAUGGGUACAUGCAAAGUAAAAUCAUUUGUGAAAAGAAAAUGUUUGAAUUGGUCAGAAGUGACGAAAACUUGAAAUCUCCAUAUCCAAUCACUUUCAAUGCCAUCAAUCCAUAUGGAAUUGUUGGUCCAGUUCCUGUUGGGUUUGACAGAUUGAAUGGUCUUUCUGCUAUUUUGAAGUCAGCUCUUUCAGGAGAAGCUGAAGCUAUCUUGGAUCUUUAUUUCAAUACUACUGACGUGAGGGAUCUUGCUGCCAGUUUCGUCAAAGCCAUUGAAGAUCCCAAAACUUACGAUCAAAGAUUCCUCUUGGUUCAUCCAGAAGAAGUUAACAUGCCCUACGUUAUUGAUUUAUAUAAAAAGACUUUCCCCAAACAUUUGACAGACAAGUAUCCAAGUAAAUAUACUGAUGUUUGGUUCGGUUCCAGAAAUGUCAGUAUCGACAAGGCCACUAAAUUGCUAGAUUAUAAACCAGUUCCCAACGAUGAGACAUUGAUUGCCUUGGGUAAAGGUUUGUAUGACUUACUUGGUUAUAAGUAUUAA
This is a messenger RNA of Yamadazyma jaroonii, 1014 nucleotides long. NCBI's taxonomy places the organism in Eukaryota, Fungi, Ascomycota, Pichiomycetes, Serinales, Debaryomycetaceae. The record is from the annotation of a GenBank genome assembly.